GUGGCAGUAACACUACUAUAUUACAAAUCUACUUAGUUCACUCCAUGUUCCAUACAUCCAUGUUGUAUGAUAUGUAUAUUUGUCUAUACCUGCCCUCUGUACAUACAAUCUCCAAAAACCUAAACUGACACAAACCAAACCAUCCAAAAUUAAGUUUCUUCUGUCUACUUAAGACUGUAUUUCCUUCAUUAGAUCCAGUUUGGGAUGUUUUCCUCUCUUAGUAGUUAAGACACCAGGAUACUGUUUAUCAUCUUUCCUCUGCCAUUCACCAGUUUUAAAUAAGCAUAAUUAGAUUCAAGAUUGUGCAAUUAAAGCAGUCAUAAGUAGAUGCUCACGUAGGACAUUACUACAAAAGCAGUAACUAGCAACCACAGGUCACACCCAGCUUGUAUAAACUCUAGCUUAUGCAGUGAAGUCAAGAGGACGAAGCCUUUCGUUACUCAUGCUGGUGGAAGAGGAUUCAGAAUGUUCUUGCACACUUUUGUAUCCGUAACCUGAAUGACGCACAAGUGUGGAAAAGAAGAAAGAAACCUUAUGGCGGCCCUGAAAAUAGCAAAUGUCAAUUGGCAAUCCAAACUGAAUAAAGCUGCACACCACACCUCUGAUUACAGCAGCACAGAAGCAAUCUUGAGGAGAGGACAGGCCUUCAACAUCACUCUGCACCUCCAAACAAUGGUGCAAUCUGGGGACAACUUCACAUUUAUUGCAAGCACAGGACCAUCACCAGCAGAAUCACAGAGGACCAAGGCUGUAUUUAACCUCUCUGAGGAGGGUGCCAGUGGCUGGAGUGCAACCCAAGAGCCCAGUGAGCCCGGCUGCAUAAACUUCACAAUAUUCAGCCCAGCCAAUGCUGUCAUUGGACGAUACAAACUUAAACUCCAGAUUGUUUCUGGGAACAAGGUCUCUUCAACACUCCUGGGCCAGUUUGUACUACUCUUCAAUCCCUGGUGUCCAAAUGAUGAUGUCUAUAUGGCUAAUGAAAAGGAGCGACAGGAGUAUGUCCUGAACGAUAGUGGAAUCAUAUUUCAGGGACUGGAAAAAUAUAUUCAACAAGAAGCUUGGAACUAUGGACAGUUUGAAGAGGAUAUCCUUGAUAUCUCUCUGGCUAUACUGGAUCGAAGCCUGAACCACCGCCAAGAUCCAGCUGCUGAUGUAUCCAACAGAAACAAUCCUAUCUAUGUGAGCAGGGUUAUCAGUGCUAUGGUUAACAGCAACGAUGAAAAAGGAGUAGUGGAAGGGAAGUGGAAUGGAAAGUACUGCUCAGGAACCAACCCCUUGCAGUGGAGUGGAAGCGUGACCAUCCUUCGAAAGUGGUACAGGGGGAGAUACAAACCUGUCCGGUAUGGCCAGUGCUGGGUCUUUGCAGGAGUAAUGUGCACAGUUCUGAGAUCCUUGGGAAUACCUACUCGCGUUAUUACAAACUUCAACUCUGCCCAUGACAGGAAUAUAAAUCUGAGUAUUGAUAAGUACGUUGACAUUUCUGGAAAGACCCUGCACUUGACUGAAGACAGUGUGUGGAAUUUCCAUGUCUGGAAUGAAAGCUGGUUCAUUAGAAGAGAUCUUGGCUCUUUUUAUGAUGGAUGGCAGGUUCUGGAUGCAACACCCCAGGAAAGAAGCAAAGGCAUAUAUCAAUGUGGUCCUGCCUCCACCAGAGCCAUUAAGGAAGGGGAUGUGAACCUGGAUUAUGACAGCUCAUUUCUGUUUGCAGCAGUGAAUGCUGACUAUGUUACUUGGAUUCACUAUAGCAACAAAAGAAAAGAGAGAAUUUAUUCUGAUACUAGGAAGAUUGGAAGAUUUAUCAGCACCAAAGCAGUGGGCACUAACUCCCGUGUGGAUGUCACUGCUAAUUACAAAUAUCCAGAAGCAGGAUCCUUGAAAGAAAGGCAGGUGUAUAAAAAAGCACUGAAGCUGCUUGCUGUGAGAAGCACUGGGAAAAGAACCAAAAUUACAAGACGUAGAAGACGAUCUUCAGUAGCAUGGAGACAAAAUAUGACACAGCCGGCACAAAACCCCAGUAUCUCAGGGAAGCUGAUCCUUGAUGCAUCUCCUGUAAUUGGCCAAGAUAUCCUCCUUACCUUGGCACUCAGGAACUUGACCUCAGAUUUCAAGAACAUAAAGGUUAAACUGAGAGCUUCAGCCAUUCUCUACACGAGAAAACCAAAGGCAGAGAUUUUGCAGUUGUCUAGGUCUGUUAAACUUGGAUCUGAAGAAGUGAAAGAGAUUUCAUUCAAGAUCUCCUAUUCCCAGUACAAAAACUCUCUGGUGGAUGACAGGAAGAUCCUAGUGACUGCUGUGUGUGAAACCAAACAGGGAGCCUCGCUUCUAGUGGAGAAGGACAUUGUACUUCAGGAUCCUUUUCUCACCAUCAAGGUCCUUGGUCCAACAGUGGUACACAAGGCUGUUAAUGUGCAGGUGACAUUUACCAACCCGCUGUCUGAAGUGGUGACAGACUGUGUGCUGAGAGCCGAAGGUAGUGGCCUGAUCAAAGACCAACUCAGAAUCAAUGUGGCAAGAAUGGCCCCCAUGGAGAGCUCAACAGUUCAAUUUGAAAUCAUUCCCUACAAGAGUGGCACCAGGCAGCUUCAGGUGGACUUGGUUUGCAUCCAUUUUUCAGACAUUAAGGGAUUUGUGAUGCUUGAUGUGGCUCCUGCUUAGUGAUAUAACCUGUACAUCAGUUUGGUUUUGUCUCUGUUUAUGACACUGGUGCAGUGUUCGUACAUUAUAAUGACUGGGAGCACAGAAAUGCAGACACUCAGCCAAAAUAAAGUGAUGCAAUAUGAAUGGAAAUGAAUAAAAAGGUACUAUACACUAUGCUAUAAAGACACUGUCACCUCUUUCAUUCCCUAACCUGUUUUAUGGGCCUUCAUGAAUAGAAUUACUAGUGGAAAUCAUUAUAUAAUUUAACUUGAAGGAGAGGCUUAAGUGUGAUGGUUUUCAGUAUUAGAGCCUGUAGCAAUGAUAGCAGCUAGAUUUCCAAGGAAUACCAUUUAAAAUCACUGGUUUUGUAAGCUUCAUUGAAUAUAAUUUCAUUAUAUUCACUAAAUAUAAGUUUUAUUCAGUAAUAGCCAAAGUACUAUCCAAGUAGCUGACAUAAUUCAAUUCUAGAAUUAAAUUUAUCAUUUCAUCUAAUUACUAGAAGGAAAAUGCAGCAAUAAGAUACGGCAGUGUUACAAUAGAAGUCUCUUUUUAUGACUGGAGAAAGAGAAGCUAUUCAAUAAACAAUACUCUUUAAUUCACAGUUUCCCUAUUCAGAUCAUGAUUUAAUCAUGUGAUAAAUUAUAAAUAAUGAAACAUUUGGCAAAGAAAUGGCUGGGAGUAACAGUACAAAAGCAGGUAAAAGAAACAUGUCCUUGACUAAGGAGUAGCAAACGUUAGAGCAUCUGAAAUAAUAACAGGCUGGAAUAGCUGUUCCUGAAAACAGGAAUGAACCAAAACAUCAUUAGUAAAUAGGGGAUUUGUCAUCUGGACUAAGACACAUUUAUUUACACACAUAGCUCCUCACAGACACACCACUGUCUCAAAAUGUCCAGAGAUCUUUCUGGAUGAACUAAAUGAAUGAAUGAAACUUCUCCAAAGAUAAAAGGGUAAAUCAUUACCACAGCCAACCUGACUGAGACCAAAACACACUACAUUUCUAUCACUGAAACACUAUAGUUAAGCACUAUGCAAAUUUUCAUGCAUACACAUCUCUCAAAUUCACCUCCUCAUACAGCCUCUAUUAUCACUUACUUUAAUUGGGUCUGCCAGGAAAAAAAAGAAAAGCAUUUGGCUCUUGAGUGGGGGAAAAAAAGGUAUUUAUCAAGGAAAACAUACUGUAAGAGAUGUCUUAUAGCCCCUAUACUAUGGGUUCAACCCCAAAUCUUGUUCAACUGGCUAUAUCUCUACCAUCACCCUCUCCCAAAGAAGCUUCUGGAUAAUAAAUUUGGCAUUUUAAUGUAAAAUUUUAUUUGAAUCAAUUGACCUUUUAACAGCAGCUUCCAUGAAAUUUCUUGUUGGAUAACACUGCAUUCAGGUAUGACAAACCCACAGAGGCAGGAAUACACAGAAAUUCUCAUGCAAGUCACAAAAUAUUUUGAGGAAAUAGAGAUGUCACAGCAAGUGUACUCAGAAGGAGUGCAGGUGCACAAAUAAAAUCUCCUCUCUUCCAGGAGCAUAAUGUUUUAUCCAAGUCUUAAACCUCCAUUUGCUAAAGUCUCCUCCUAUCAAUCACAUAUGCAAAAGUAUCAUUCCUAGUUUUAUCUAAGACAAUAUAAUCUUUAGAGAUUUAUUAUUUAUGUAGUUGCACAGAUAUACAUAGCAUUCUUUUAAAAGAUGUGGUAAGAAAAAGUCUUUGCCCCAGUUUACUCUUUUUAAUGAGCACUAAAAGGAAAAUAUAAAGAACUUUUAUUUUUACAGGUGGUUAGAUCUUUAGGACAUGAGAAAUGUUAAGAACUCAUAGGAAAAGAAAACACUGAACUCAAGAAAUCAUUCUGUUUUCAUCUGAACAAAAUGCAUUUGAUUUCAGCGAGUCUCACAGAACAUGAUUGCAACUGGCCCCAUGUAAUGGUGGAGCCACAAAUGCCAGAAUAGCUACCAACACCUCAGAAAAAAGAAGAAAAAAAAAGAAAGAAGAAAAAAAAAAAAGUUAAUUUUAAAAAGAAUUUACAGGGGAGCAAAAACUGGUUCCUGUUCCCAUUAGGCAGAAAGACACAAAAAAAUGCAGCUGAUUUAAUGAAUAAGUAAAUUUCUCAAUACUCUGCCACCUUAGAUUCUCAGUUUUGCAAAGUAGCUCCAGAAACAGUUUCAGACAAAGCCAAAACUGAUACCUGUACUGUUUUGUUUAUAGAAAUUACCCAAAUACUUUCUAUUACAACUUUUCUAACUUAAGCACAGCUAAAAGCUUUCAGGACUUAUACGUAACUGAGACUGCAUUUUAAAUACAAAUGAUGGACAAGAUAAAGGUGUCAAUACGGAAGAUUUAUUGCAGGAAAAACUGAAUGAGCUACCAUAGUGGCCCACAGCAAAG
This is a messenger RNA of Harpia harpyja (harpy eagle), 5005 nucleotides long. RefSeq names its product protein-glutamine gamma-glutamyltransferase 6-like. The transcript is spliced from 13 exons. The record is from RefSeq and is a predicted model, not a curated record. NCBI's taxonomy places the organism in Eukaryota, Metazoa, Chordata, Aves, Accipitriformes, Accipitridae. The coding region runs from base 499 to 2655 and encodes 718 amino acids. Gene Ontology annotation, biological process: peptide cross-linking. Gene Ontology annotation, molecular function: protein-glutamine gamma-glutamyltransferase activity.